UGCAAAAGGAAGCCCGGAUAGUAUGCAAUCCCAUUGCCUCCCCAUUUCUGAUGAACUCCAAAGUAAUGGACGACAGAAUACCCAAAAGGGCAAAUACUCUGAAUACAACCACCCAAUCUAAUAACUCCUCUGUUGUGGUACAUAAAUCAACCUAUUCUAAAUCAAAACCACCUUGCCCAGUCUGUGAGGAUGAAAUGCAUGGCAUAGCUAAGUGCCCUACCUUUGCAGAAAGAACUACUGAAGAUAAAAGGGCAUUUAUUCGGGAAAAUCAACUUUGCUUUGGCUGCCUGUGGAAGGGACAUGUCAUGAAGGAUUGCAAAAGGCGACACACAUGUAGUUCAUGUGGUCGACGUCAUCCGACCUGCCUGCAUGAAGAGAAGGGGGCUGCAGCUGUGGCAGCCUUGGAGCCAAAUCCUACUUCCACAGAAGAUGCCAGAGGUCAGGAAGCCCACAAUGCAUUGUCCCACGCUGUGACUCAAAGUUCUUCCUCCACUUCGAAUAUUGUACCUGUAUUUUUGUCAUCAGUGAAAGACCCAAAUAGAGAGCUACUCACCUACGCGUUACUCGACACGCAGAGUGACACAACGUUUAUUUUGGAAGAUAUGCUCAAAGAACUUAAUGUGAACGCAUCAUCUGUUCAAUUGAAGCUAAGCACAAUGACGGCUGUCAACACUGUCAUAGCAAGCAAGAUUGUCCAUGGUCUGCAAGUUAGAGGAAUUCACUCUGAAACCCAUGUUCAGCUACAUAAGGCUUACUCUAGGGAUUUCAUCCCAGUGGACAGAUCUCAUAUCCCGACCGCCAAGACAGCACUUCAGUGGCCACACUUGAGACAUCUGGCAGACAAACUUUCACCACUGCAAGACUGUGAAGUGGGACUGCUGAUUGGAUAUGAUUGUCCAUUAGCAUUAGCACCGUUGGAGGUCAUCAGAGGCGAUGGGAAUGAACCUUUUGCACAGAGAACCGAGCUUGGGUGGAGUAUAACAGGAUCCUCCAAUCCCCAUCUCGACAGACUGGGAAACCAGAGCUUUGUACAUAGAGUUGCAGUGAAGGAAAUGCCAACGCCAUCAGCCGCUGACGUUCUUAAAAUUCUUGAAUCAGACUUUAAUGAGAAGGGAGACGAAGACAGGUAUGUGUCACAGGACGAUGUCCGCUUCAUUCAACUCCUUAGUGACAACAUAAACCAGAGAGGAGAUGGACAUUAUGAGCUCCCCCUCCCCUUUAAGAGCAGUACUCCUCCCUCACUACCAAAUAACAAAAGGCUGGCUAUUGUUCGCCUGCAACAUUUAAGGAGAAAAUUAAAGAACAAUAAACAAUAUUAUGAUCAUUAUAAGGCCUUUAUGGAGGAAAUUAUCAGCAGAGGGGAUGCGGAGCCAGCCCCCCCCAUGGCUGAGGGAGAUGUUGUGUGGUACAUACCUCAUCAUGGUGUAUACCACCCGCAAAAACCAGACAAGUUAAGGGUAGUUUUUGAUUGCUCAGCAAAGUUUCGUGGAGUCUCCCUCAAUGACACACUCUUGACUGGUCCAGACCUAAUUAACUCACUGGUGGGAGUCCUUUGUCGCUUCCGGAAAGAGGCUGUGGCUGUGGUAUGUGAUGUUGAAAGGAUGUUUCACCAGUUUUUUGUUCCACCCAGAGUACGGAACUAUCUGAGGUUUCUAUGGUGGGAGCACGGAGAUUUGGAAACAGAACCCCAAGAAUACCAGAUGGCUGUUCAUCUUUUUGGGGCCGCCUCAUCGCCUGGCUGUGCCAACUUCGGUCUUAAGUAUUUAGCACAGCAACACAAAUCCGCUCAUCCUUCAGCCUCGGCCUUUGUCGAGAAGAACUUUUAUGUAGACGACGGCUUGACCAGUGUCUCUUCGAUCAAGGAAGCCAAGGACUUGAUUGUUGAAGCACAAAGAUUGUGCAAAAGGGGAGGUUUGCAUUUGCAUAAGUUCAACUCAAAUAUGCAGGAAGUUCUUGACUGUGUUGAUCCUUCAGAAAGGGCAGCAACUGCUAAAUCCUAUGAUCUCAGUCUAGAUGUGACACCAGUUGGGUGUGCACUUGGCAUUCAGUGGUCAUUAGAAGAUGACACCUUCAGUUUCAAUGUCAACUUCAAGGACCAACCAGCUACUCGCCGGGGUGUUCUCUCCGUUAUUGCCUCCCUGUACGACCCACUGGGCUUUGUCUCCCCUUUUGCCCUGCUUGGGAAGUGUAUUUUACAGGAGCUGUGCCGUAUGGGUAAGGGAUGGGAUGAGCCCCUUCCUGAGGAUGUAUACUUAAGGUGGGAGGAGUGGAAAAGUGGUCUCCAAAAACUGAGAGAAGUAAAGAUUCCCAGAUGCUAUCACCCAUACAACUUUGGUGACAUCAUGAGGAUAGAACUGCACCACUUCUCGGAUGCCAGUAAUGUUGGUUAUGGUGCAUGUUCCUAUGUUAGGUAUAUCAAUGACAGGAAUGAAAUCUACUGUAGCCUUGUGAUGGCUAAGGCAAGAGUAGCGCCCACAAAAAUGAUGAGCAUUCCAAGACUGGAACUUUCUGCUGCUGUAGUCUCUGCCAGAACAAGUGCCAUGUUGAAAACUGAACUGGAAAUGAAAAUUGAUGAGGAGUUCUUUUGGACUGACUCCCAAGUCGUGCUGGCAUACAUCCAUAAUGACUCAAGAAGGUUUCAUGUGUUUGUCGCAAAUCGCCUUCAAGUGAUAAAGGACAGAACAGAUCCCUGUCAGUGGCAUUAUGUUGACACAUUAGAGAAUCCAGCUGACCAUGCCUCCAGAGGCCUUCAUGUCUCCGACCUCUCUUCGACAACCUGGAUGUCAGGACCUAAAUUCCUGUGGGAGCAAGAAGUGAAACCUAGAUCUAACUUCUUCACUGAACUGCUGGUUGGGGACCCUGAAGUUAGAGCGGUUCAAGUGAAUGUAGCCACUACCACCACCAAUGACUUUAACAACAUGCUCGGCAGUUUGAGUCGAUUUUCAUCUUGGAUGAAACUCCUCAAGGUUGUUGCGAGAAUUAAGAGGCUGGCAUCCAAGCGAGGCCAUCACAGUAAUCAUGUGACUAUUGAAGAACGAGAAAGAGCGGCUGAGGCGGUCAUUAAGCUCGCUCAGCACCAAGCAUUCUCCCACGAGAUGAAAACACUUGAAAGAGGAGGUAGUCUCCCUAGUUCCAGCCCUCUUUUCCGCCUUGACCCUAUUGUGGAUAAGGGCCUUCUUCGGAUUGGUGGGAGGCUGAAGCAAUCAUCCCUCAGUCAAGAAUUAAAACACCCAGUCAUUCUUCCAAAAAACUCUCACAUUACUAAGCUCAUCAUGUCAUACUACCAUGACAGAAUUUGUCAUCAAGGCCGAGGCCAAACCCAAAUGGAGCUCAGAGCCAAUGGGUUCUGGCUUAUUGGUGGGAGUAAAUCUGUCGCCAAGCUGAUAUACAAUUGUGUGAAGUGUAGGAAACUUCGACGCCCAGUAGAGGAGCAACGUAUGGCUGAGCUUCCGAAGGAACGAGUCGAGAUGUCAGCUCCAUUUACAUAUUGUGGCAUGGAUGUGUUUGGCCCAUUCAUCAUCAAGAGAGCACGCAAGGAAUACAAGAGGUAUGGACUGAUCCUAACUUGCCUCUCUUCCCGAGCUGUUCAUAUUGAAAUGUUGGAGGAUCUGUCUACAGACACAUUUAUCAAUGCUUUGAGGUGUUUCAUUAGCCUUAGAGGAGCUGUACGUCAACUCCAUUGUGAUCAUGGCACAAACUUUGUAGGAGCCAGAAAUGAGCUCAGAGAGGCACUUAAGCAGUGUGACAUGACUCAACUUGAGGUUUACAUGGCAGAGAAACAAUGUGAGUUCAUCUUCAACGCCCCUGCAGCAAGCCAUGCGGGUGGUGUUUGGGAACGCCAAAUCCGGACUGUUAGAAAUGUAUUGAAUGCCACUCUUUCUCUCUGUCCUGGCAGACUUGAUGAUGCGUCACUUCGAACUUUGUUCUAUGAGGCCAUGGCCAUUGUUAACAGCCGCCCACUAAAUACAGAUGGAAUCAAUGAUCCCACAUCACUGGAGCCCUUGACACCCAACCAUCUCAUUCUGAUGAAAUCUAAAGUCGCUCUCCCACCUCCUGGAAAGUUUGUAAGGGAAGACAUGUAUGCAACAAAGCGGUGGCGGCGGGUGCAAUAUUUGAUUGAACAGUUUUGGAGUCGCUGGAGGAAGGAAUACCUCUUGAAUAUUACUAUACGACAGAAGUGGCAUGUGCCUCGGCGCAACCUUAAAGUUAAUGAUGUCAUCAUUAUCAAGGAUGAUUUUCUCCCCAGAAACCAGUGGCUGUUAGGACGAGUGGUUGAGCCUAUUCAAGGAGAGGAUGGCCUAGUGCGUAGGGUCAAAGUGCAAGUGGGAGAUCGAAAAUCAUCAGGGAAACUUUUAAUUGUUGAAAGACCUAUCCAGAAGUUAGUGCUCCUUUUAGAGGGUGAGUGACUUGGUGUAUUCUAUUAUCAUGCUAACCUGUUGGUAUUGGUGGUUUAAUGCAAGAAUGUUAAACUUAUGAACUUGAGCCUUUCAAAUUUUGCCACAUAAUAUGUAAAAAUCAUGUAUGAUUCUUGUGGUGUUAAAUUCAUCAUAACAUGAUUGGUGGGAGUGUGAAUAACGGUAAAUCCCCUGUGCCCCUUCUGUGUUUGUUGGGACUCCUCUUUUUUGUGUGUAAAAUGCAAAUAAAUUGUCUUUGACUGCCAACUAGUGGCCAGGGUUGGUAAGGGGAAGCUAUAUAAGGGAGGAGACUAACGCGCCCGGUAACCUGGCCUGUGCGCAUAUUCACCUGCGCAUCCAGCAUCUCAUCCUUUUGUCUCCAGUGGGUUGGUGCGGCGUGUGCUGCUGGGUUUUCUUUGUAUUGGCGAUUUUUUUUGAGUAAGUUUCUCUUUUUCUUUUUUCUUCUCUUCCUUUUUGGAUUAUGUAUUGUGCUUAUGUAUUGCUUUUGUGUCGAUUGGGUUUUUGCAGUCUGUUUAAGUUUGUUUCAUUGAUUGUUAGGAGGUAGAUGGGUUCACCGACUGGCGACUUCGGCCUUAAAGGAAAUUAGCCCCCUUGGUAGAGUGGAAUGAGGUAGGCUACGUUGAUGUAUUUCUAAGCUUUUACCCUUCAGCUCCAUGUCUGGUUGUAUUUUAUUUUGAAGGAUGCCGUGCACUCUAUUUUUUAUGCUUUGAUUGAGUUUAAGAGUGACGAAAUGUUUGUUUCAUGUUUUUAACCUAAAUUUCCUUUUUCUGUAUUUCCCCUUUGUAGUUUUCACGGUGCCAUGUCUAUUAAUAAAGUUAAGCACCCGUAAGGAAUCUCGUCACGUCAUUUAUUGAACCAAGGGUCCGCUACAACUGGUAACAUGUAAUCGAUGCUGACAAAGUAGGCCUAAGGUUUUGUGAUGUUUUGAGCAGAGGUGUUUAUCAUAACAGCGCCCUGUCAUUUAUUUUUCACAAUAUAAUGUACUUACCUCGCUAUAAUUCAGCAUAAAUAUGUCUGUCUAUAUCAAUAAUGUUUUAGUCAGUUUAGUCAAAAUUUGGGGCAGUGUUGUGUAAAUGAUACUGUUCUCCAGCUCCACAUUAGUCACAUGAUACAAAUGACUUAUGUUUUAUGCACUUGAAAGGGUUAGGCCAAGCUUACUUCUUAUCCACCUCUGCUUGUCCACUUACAUUUUGGUGAAAUGUUCACUUUUUUCCUUGGAUAGGUGCUCCUGUGGAAACUGUGCUACCAUGCCCACAGAAGCUGAGAAUAUCUGCUGUCUGGAGAUACCACAGGUAGUAUCGCCAUACCCAACGAGAAAACUGGAACGGGGAUGGCCAAUACUGCAUCUGUGUACGGUGCUGGGUCCACAAAGACUUUACGGCUGAGAGGAAUACACCAUUGUUACAGGUAUCCAGCAUAUCGCAGCUUCGUGAGCUGGUGCUGGGGCUUCCUGGGGCGCAGAAUCCGGGUCGUCAUUCCAGCUUGUGUGGUCGAUCGCAUCCGCACGGAGUUUCCUGAUGCUGAAGGCCACUGCGUG
Molecule: messenger RNA, 5952 nt
Organism: Myripristis murdjan (pinecone soldierfish)
Lineage: Eukaryota; Metazoa; Chordata; Actinopteri; Holocentriformes; Holocentridae
Exons: 2
Coding region: 51-4406 (1451 amino acids)
Biological process (GO): DNA integration
Molecular function (GO): nucleic acid binding
Source: RefSeq, a predicted model, not a curated record